This is a messenger RNA of Acanthosepion pharaonis, 870 nucleotides long. Lineage: Eukaryota; Metazoa; Mollusca; Cephalopoda; Sepiida; Sepiidae. The record is from the annotation of a GenBank genome assembly.
AUGUUAAGCCUUCAACCCUUUUCUGAGUCAAUUCUACCUUCCUUCUUUCCAAUUCUCUUUCAUCGACCACUUUUUCUCUUUUCCAUUUUUAUACCCAAAUCAACAAUUCUACUUUUUCUCUAUCUCUUUCUUCACGAUACUUCUUCAUCGACAUCUUUUUUUUUUUCAAUGUUAAGCCUUCAACCCUUUUCUGAGUCAAUUCUUCCUUCCUUCUUUUUUCUUUCCAAUUCUCUUUCAUCGACCACUUUUUCUCUUUUCCAAUUUUAUGCCCUCAUCAAAAAUUCUAUUUUUCUCUCUUUCUUCACGAUUCCUCUUCAUCGACAUCUUUUUUUUCAAUCCUUCAACCCUUUUCUGAGUCAAUUCUACCUUCCUUCUUUCCAAUUCUCUUUCAUCGACCACUUUUUCUUUUUCCAUUUUUAUACCCAAAUCAACAUAUCUACUUUUUUUUCCUUCAACCCCUUUCUGAGUCAAUUCUACCUUCCUUCUUUCCAAUUCUCUUUCAUCGAAUACUUUUUCUCUUUUCCAUUUUUAUACACAAAUCAACAUAUCUACUUUUUUUUUUGUCUCUUUCUUUCACGAUUCUUCUUCAUCGACAUCUUUUUUUCAAUGUUAAGCCUUCAACCCUUUUCUGAGUCAAUUUACCUUCCUUCUUUCCAAUUCUCUUUCAUCGACCACUUUUUUCUCUUUUCCAUUUUUAUACCCAAAUCAACAAUUCUUUUUUUUUUCUUUUUUCUUCACGAUUCCUCUUCAUCGACAUCUUUUUUUCUUUCAAUGUUAAGCCUUCAACCCUUUUCUGAGUCAAUUCUACCUUCCUUCUUUCCAAUUCUCUUUCAUCGACCACUUUUUCUCUUUUCCAUUUUUAUACCCUAA